Scylla paramamosain (green mud crab) is the source of this 2172-nucleotide messenger RNA. RefSeq lists its product as uncharacterized. The record is from RefSeq and is a predicted model, not a curated record. The transcript is spliced from 6 exons. Lineage: Eukaryota; Metazoa; Arthropoda; Malacostraca; Decapoda; Portunidae. The coding region runs from base 387 to 869 and encodes 160 amino acids.
UUAACAUUUCCAAAAAUUAUUGUCUGUGCAUCAGCUGAUUAUCAUUUUUCCUUGGAAAAGAUAGUAUCACGUUAACUCAUUAUUUAAUAGAAAAUACAAUAAUUCAUUGGUACUGAAUGUGAUGUAGUGUAGUAUUCAUGGAUUACUAGAUUUGAGAAAGAAGGAAUUGCAACUCAUAAGUGUCCAAAUGAGUGUUUGGAAGCCAGUAGUAUAAAAUUAUAAAAGAAAGAUAGACAGAGAAAUUAAGGUACAAUGAUUUGGUCUAAGAUAUUCUUGUUGAAUUAUCACAGCCCUGCUUCUGAUACUACACACAAGAUGUCAUCUUUCAAUCUGAAUGUGAAGAUUGUGAGGCAUUAAUUUAAAAGUAAUCAAAUUUCAUCCAGGGAAUGGGUUGUGCUACAACUGAAGUCCUGCAGUUAUCCUUAUGUCUUCUUAUUACAGAACUGGGGAGCAAGUUUGUAGAUGAAGGUAUUGCUGUCCUUGCUGGUGGCAUUGCCAUAUAUGCAGAUCUUUUCAAAAGGACUAAAUCAGAAGAUACUAUGGCUUUGGAACUCUCCAUAGCAAAAAGUCAUAGGAGUAUCAAGGAGGUUGCUUCUGAAUUACUGGAUCUUGAGGAUGAAUGGAACAAUUUCCUUAGUGAAAUUGAAGGUAAAGGAGAAGAAAAUGGAAAUCAGCAUAGCACUUUGGUUGUUGUAGGGGAUGCUAUCCAAAAAAAUUUUUUCUUACAACUUGUCACUCUUCCACCACACACUGCCAUGGCCAGUGAUGAGGGUGCCUACAAAACAUCCAGUACAGUGACACUACAAGAUAUUCUGAAAUCCAGUCGGCAAAAUGCAACUUUGUUUGUAUUCAAUCGACAUUUUGCUUGACUACCGUGACGCACCCACAUCUCUCAGCUCGCUUCCAGACAGGAUGAAUUGUAUGGUGCUGGCUGUAGUGUGGUUGUGGUCACCUUUGGGGAAAUGUCAGGAGCUGAGCGUUGGCUUCAGGAAACAAAAUGCCCCUUUCCAUAUUACAGAGACCCUACAAGGGCUCUUUAUUGUCAUCUUGGACUCAAAAGAUCCAUUAAGAAUGUCUGGAACACCUCAACUCUGAGAUUCUAUGGUUGUGAGUCUGCCAAGGGAACACCUCUUCCUCAUUCAUAUUCUGAUAUAGAAGAUGAUCCUCAUCAGAUGGGAGGAGAUUUCAUACUGGACAAAGAUUUUAAGAUUGUUUUCAUAUAUAGGAGCAAGACACCCAGUGACAGACCUGUGGUUAAUGAAGUACUUGAAGCUCUUAAAUAUACCAUAGAGUCAGACUAGACUUACCUUAUGCAAAUUUCCAGUUUGCUUUUUACCUACAUACAUAUGUCUUGUCAUACAAAGAAGGAAAGACUUAUCCCAACUAACAAUCCUAGUCUGCGAUAUAUAUAUAUAUAUAUAUAUAUAUAUAUAUAUAUAUAUAUAUAUAUAUAUAUAUAUAUAUAUAUAUAUAUAUAUAUAUAUAUAUAUAUAUAUAUAUAUACACAGACAAGGUGGAAAGAAUAAGAACAGAAUGUGGUAAUGAAAAGUUUCUUCCUUUUAUUUUCAUCUGUGAACUCACUCCCUUUGAGCUCUUCUGUAAAGACAAAUAAAUAUUUCUCGUAGUUUAUAAUUGUAACGUCAGAUAUUUCAAGAUUCUCAUUUAUAGCUUUUAUAUAUAUUUUGAUUUCUACAGUUUAGGCAUUCAUUUUCUACUACUUGGAUUUGAAUUUCCUCUUAUUGUUCUGAACAAUUUUCAUGUUUUGAAAUUUGAUUCAGAGUGUAUUUUCUGCAUUAUUUAGUCAGGUAAAAAGUUGAAUACAUAAUACAGAUGAAUGCAUGAAAUAAUAUUUUUGUAUGUUAUUUGUUGCUUUUACUACCAUUGCCCUCUUUAGAGGUAUUUAACACAAGGGAAUGUAAAAAAAGGAAAAAAAAGGUCAUGAGGUAGCUAUGCUUGGUAAAAUAAUUGUGCCUUUUACAUCUUUAAGGAGGACCAUAAUUCUCUAACAUGUGGACAAAUAUAGAAUUAUGAAGGCAUUUGCAGAAACUUAAUGUAGCAUUUGCUGGAUCUGUUUUUUGUGUGUUUUCAUAUGUUGUAGAAUCAAUAACAUUUAAGAAAAUUAUCUGUGACAGUUUAUACAUGAAUACAAAAAAUAAAUUAUAAAUUUAUGCA